Messenger RNA from Ziziphus jujuba (common jujube), 811 nucleotides. RefSeq lists its product as uncharacterized. NCBI's taxonomy places the organism in Eukaryota, Viridiplantae, Streptophyta, Magnoliopsida, Rosales, Rhamnaceae. The coding region runs from base 93 to 530 and encodes 145 amino acids. The record is from RefSeq and is a predicted model, not a curated record. The transcript has a single exon.
UUUUUCCUUCUUGUGAGCCAAGCACUCCCCCCAAACAAAAAAAAAAAAAAAAAAAAAAAGAAGAAAAAAAGUAGAAAAUCAUAGCAUAUACCAUGGAGAUUUUUGAGAGUCAGACUACUUACUUUGACAACUUGAAGAGGUAUUGGAGGAGAAGAAAAUACAGAAAGCUAAGUGGUUCACGCACAAUCAAAAGGAAGAUGAAGUAUGCAAGGCUUGGUGAUGGUACUAGUCCUAGUCCUAGUCCUAGACGUUCUUGGAAAAUCAGAACCUUUCCAAAGCUGAGACUGAGACUUGUUUCUCCAUUGAAGCUUUUCGCAAAGUUCCAUGAAGCUUAUGUGGAUAUGAUGAUUGGUUUAGCAGGUAACGUUGCGAAAUCGAGCCGGCUUGGAAUAUUUUCAGGGAAGAAAGUUGCUAGUGAGAAACAUAUUUCCAUGGUUUCUUCUGGUGAAGAAUUGGUCGAUAGCAAAUUGGUUUUGGAGAUUUACAAUAGAUUAGCUGCUUCUCGUCAAUUGGCUAUAACUGCCGCUUAGUGAUCCAACCCAAGUUGCAGAAAUUAAUUAAAUUCGAUCCAAUCCUUUGACUGUUUUUAGUAACUGUGCCAAAGUUCAUCUUCAAUGAUUUUUUUUUUCUUUUUUUUUUAUUAAAUUAUUAUUAUUAUUAUUGUUAUGAAAGUUUUGUGUGCUUAAGUUGGCUAUUAUUAACGGUGAAGGGCUAGGCUUUGUUUGUUGACCCAGAAGUUGGGAUAUGGUUUGUAAAUUUUUUAUGUAUAAAUCAUCCUUUUCAUAAAAGCGAUUGAUUAUCUUUCAUAUUA